Penicillium brevicompactum is the source of this 2553-nucleotide messenger RNA. RefSeq names its product putative APSES transcription factor (MbpA). Lineage: Eukaryota; Fungi; Ascomycota; Eurotiomycetes; Eurotiales; Aspergillaceae. Gene Ontology annotation, cellular component: SBF transcription complex; MBF transcription complex. The record is from RefSeq and is a predicted model, not a curated record. The transcript is spliced from 3 exons. Gene Ontology annotation, molecular function: protein binding; DNA binding; transcription coactivator activity. The coding region runs from base 1 to 2553 and encodes 850 amino acids.
AUGUCAUACUCGCAGGGCAGUACAGGGUCCAACGGAAUGGCCUACAAUAUGUUGAAUGCUCCGAUGAAUGCCUCGCAAUCCCUCUCGUCCACCCCUCGCGCAACACCGCCUUACCCCAACGGCCUCCCACGAACAUCGAGCUUUGGAGGAUAUGGAGGGUCAAAUGACUAUGGGUCGGUAUCACAUCAGGAAGGAAACAAACCACAAAUUUAUCGAGCCGUUUACUCCGAGAUCGCUGUUUAUGAGAUGGAAGUGAAUGGCGUUGCUGUUAUGAAACGCAGAUCUGACUCUUGGCUCAACGCUACGCAAAUCUUGAAAGUGGCCGGUGUUGCUAAAGCCCGACGAACAAAAACGCUCGAGAAAGAAAUUGCAUCCGGUGAACACGAGAAGGUCCAGGGCGGUUACGGAAAAUACCAAGGAACCUGGGUCAAUUACCAGCGGGGUGUGGAUCUCUGUCGAGAGUACCACGUUGAAGACGCACUUCGGCCGUUGCUGGAGUACGAUAUUAACCCUGACGGCUCCGGAUCUUUCGCCGAAGGAGCCAUUGACACACCCACCAAAGAACAAGCCAUGGCCGCCCAGCGCAAGCGCCUCUACAACGGCGGGGAGAACAGGAGCUCGUCGCAGCUGCAGCAGGGCACUUUCUUCCAAAACAUUUCGCGCACCGCUGCCACCGCCGUGAAUGCUCUCAGCAAAGCGCGCUUCGACUCACCUAGCUCCAACAGUCGCCGUCCCAGCAUGAUCCGCAAACCCUCACAACAAAACAGUAGCCAAGAAUCCGGCCACCCCUUUAGCAGCCAGCAGAGCAUGUACAGCAUGUCCGACAGUGGAUUUGGCAGUUUGCAGAACCGACUCCAAACCCACGAUGAUCAUGAAGAUCCCGCAGAACCUCCACGCAAGCGCAUGCGCUCUACUUCACACCACGGCCCACCCAUCGGCCUAAACCGCGAACCCUCUAACCUCUCCAUGCACGAGCCGACCCCGACUGAACCUAAUGACUCUUUCUACCAAGACAUGGACAUCCUACCUCCCCCUCUUGACGAUGGCUCCAAGCGCGGUGUCGAGUCUUUGGCACCUGCUUCUACCCCCGAACGAUUCCAGAAGAUGAAAUUGAUCAUGACACUCUUUCUCGAUAAGCGGACGAAAGAUUUCGCCAACCACCCUGCUCUGGUACAGCUGACAGGGGACGAUCUUGAGAUCCCUCUGGAUGAGUACCGCAACAAUGCGCUUCACUGGGCUGCGAUGCUUGCACGCAUGCCGCUUUUGAAUGCGCUGGUAGCUAAAGGUGUGAGCAUCUCGCGCGUCAAUGGUGCCGGAGAAACAGCUCUUCAGAAGUCUGUCGGCACCCGCAACAAUCUUGACUAUCGAAGCUUCCCUCGCUUACUGCAGGUCCUUGCUCCAACGAUUGAUAUGGUCGAUUACAGUGGACGGACGAUUCUGCAUCACAUCGCCAUGAUGGCUGCGACUGGUGGCGGUGGUCAUGUCUCUGCAAAGCAUUAUCUGGAGGCUCUUCUCGAAUUUAUCGUGCGACACGGUGGCAUUGUUUCCACUACCAAUGGAGACCACGCGACAAACGGCACAUCGAAUGGUGACGUUAUCUCGCUUGGCCGAUUCAUCUCAGAAAUUGUGAAUCUGCGCGACGAUCAAGGCGACACAGCUCUAAACCUAGCUGGACGCGCACGCUCGGUCCUCGUCCCACAACUAUUGGAAGUGGGCGCCGAUCCUCACAUCCCCAACCACACCGGUCUUCGACCUGCCGAUUACGGUGUUGGCGUUGAUAUGGUUGACGGGAACUCCCAAUCCCAGCAAACUGUCAACCGCAACGACACUUUUAUUGAUCAGCUUGCGAAGACGAAGAAGGAGAUUCUCGAGGCGGCAAUGUCUCAAAUCAGCGCAAUGGUUGAAGAAACAUUAGGCGGAAUCGACAGAGAGUUGGCGUCAACGUUGACACAGAAGCAGGAAAGCUUUGACCAUUGGCAUACCAAGAUCCGGGAGUCUGCUAAGGCCCGACAGAUCGAGCAGAAACAAUAUGAUGACCUCAGACGGAAAGGAUCUGAGCGAGUGGAGCUUGAUCGGCGUAUCAAGAAUCUAGAGCGAUCUUCCGAGGGCUUGUUGGCUAUAGUGAAGAACACGCCAGGACUCGACGCGACUCAAACAGUCGUAGUGGGUGAUGCCGAUCGAGAUUCUGGCGUGGACGUCCCUACAUUCGAAACCCUGUUCCCCGAGAAUUUCGACCCAGCAGCCGGAUUCUCAGAACAGCAAACUGCCUUCCUGGCUACGCUACCAGCAACAGACGAACUCACCCGACAGGCCCAAUGCUACAAGGAAUUCAACGCAGGGAUCCUUGCCGAAGUGGAUGGCUUGAAAGCUAAGAACGCAGUUCUCGGCCAGAACUACCGUCGCAUGGUGAUGGCAUGCACGGGCUGGACCGCUGAGAAAGUUGACGAAGCUGCCGAGGGCCUGACACAGUGCGUGAAGGAGCUGAAUGAUAACCCCGUUCCUGAAGAUGAGGCUAUUGAGAUCUUGAUGCGUGAUCGUGGGCAGGAUUGGUAG